Molecule: messenger RNA, 2328 nt
Organism: Caenorhabditis remanei
Lineage: Eukaryota; Metazoa; Nematoda; Chromadorea; Rhabditida; Rhabditidae
Exons: 7
Coding region: 1-2328 (775 amino acids)
Source: RefSeq, a predicted model, not a curated record
AUGGACAACAAAUCCGUCGAAUCCGCCGGUGAUUACGCCCAAACGGCCAUCAACGAGGCCAGAGAAAAGGCAGCCGAGGCAAUUGCCGUCGCUCAAGAAGCUCUCGAAUCGGCGAAGGAAAAGGCUUCUGAUGCUGGAGACGCUGCUCAAGACGCUUUGGAAUCUGCUAAGGAUAAAACUGAAGAUUUGUGGGAUUCCGCGAAAGAUAAGGCCGCCGAAGUUGGAGAUUCGUUGAAGGAGUCGAAGGACAGUGCUGAGCACUCCGCCACCGAUCUCUACGAGUCUGCCAAGGACAAGGCUGAAGAAACCUUCGACGCCGCCAAGGAGAAGGCGUCAGACGCUUCAGAAGCCGUCCACGAGCACGCUGAGCACGCCAAGGGACAAGCUGAAGAUGUCGUCGAGGCUGCCAAGGAUAAGGCUGAAGAUGUGAAGAAAUCCGCCGAAGAGAAGGCUGAAGACGUCAAGAAUUCUGCUGAGGAGACUUUCGAAAAGCUUCAUCACUCGGGCACCACCGCUGUUGUAGACGUGAAGGAGGCCGCUUCAGAUGCCAAGGAAUCCGUUGAAGAGCACGGAAAGGAAGCCACUGACAGCACCAGAUCGUUGGCUUCGGAGGCUGGAGACGCUAUUCUGAAUGCGUUCGAAUCGGCGAAGGAUUCUGCUGCGAGCGCGUGGGAAACCACGAAGGAAGCUGUCACAGAGGCUUAUGAGGAAGCUGAGAAACACGCUGACGAUGGAGCUUUCGCUAUCAAGGAGGAGACUAAGGAGGUCAAGGAUGAUGUCGCCGACGUCAUCGAUGCUGCAAGUGAUAAGGUUUCAGAUGUUGUUGAAGACGUCAAGGAGACCGCUUCUGAAGCAUUCGAAUCGGUGAAACAUCAUGGAGAGGAGGCUUCUGAUUCCGCUAAGGAAGUCGUCGAUGAGGCCAAGGUUAAGGGAUCCGACGCUUGGGAUGCCGCUGAUGCCAAGGCUGAAGAGGCUAAGGAGAAGGCUUCGGAUCUGUUGGAAUCUGCGAAGGAACAAGAGAAAGAAGCUGUCGAAACUGUCAAGGAGUACUUCGAGGAGGCCAAGGAGAAGGCUGCUGAAGUGUGGGAUGCCACCAAAGAAAAGACUUCGGAACUCUUGGAUUCUGCUGAGAAGGAGACCGAGGAAGCCAAGGAGGAAGCCAAGGGUUACUUCGAGCAGGCUAAGGAGAAGGCUUCGGAUCUUGUGGAUUCUGCGAAACAACAAGGAGAAGCUGUCACUGAGAUCGCCAAGGGAUACUACGAUCAGGCGGCUGAGAAGGCUUCGGAGACUUGGGAAUCUGCUAAGAAGUUGACUGAAGACGCUUCGGAGCCAGCUUUGGAGAUUGCUGAGCAAGAGAAGGCUCAGGCUGAGGAGACCUUUGAGAAAGUUAACUACUCACUCAACACUGCUGUCAAUGAUGGUGAAGAGAAGGUUGAAGAGGUCAAGGAGCACGUUCAAGAGAAGGCUGAAGAGGUCAAGGAGGCGGCUCCAGAAUCGCCACGUCACUCGAUCGUCGACACUGCCAAAGAGUACGCUCAUGCUGCUGAGCAGAAGUUGGAGCGUGCCGCAUCGACAGCUUCUGACGCUGUUCAGUACGUCAAUGACUCUGCGGCGUCGGCUGUGAGCACUGUCGCCGACACUCUCUCGUCGGCUGUUCACACUGUUGAGGAGAAGCUUCACGAUGCAAAUGAGGCCGCUUCCGAGUAUAUUCAUGGAGCUAAGAAAAACGCUUCGGAAACCGCUCACGACACGAAGGAAGCCGUCAGUUCGAAGGCCGCCGAAGUCGAGAAUUCCUCCGACGUCUCCACGAAAUUUUUGAGCGAACGCGCCGCGGCGUUGCACGAGAAGAAGCGUGAGUUCUUCUAUUCGACACCCGAGAAGACGUCGCAAAUUCCGGUGAUUCCACUCGAGGAGGCGGAGCCAGAGCAGUUAGCUUUUGGUGGCUCGGUUGAAGAGGUUAUCGAACAGGUUGAGUUUGCUUCUCAACUGGCCACUCAACUAACGAGCGAAGCGGUUCGCGAAGUUUCCGGAAGAAUACUGGCGACGACGUCAACGAUGACGACGACUUCUGAAUCCAAUGAUGACACUGAUGACUUCUACACGUUCCCAUCGCCAUCGACUGCAAAGAAAUCGGCUAACGAGACUAUCAAGGAAGCUGCCGAGGAGGUGAAGAAGGCUGCUGAACACGUGGAGAAGAAGGCCGACGAGAACCUCAAAACGGGCACUCUUCCAUCACCAAAAUCUGGCGGAAACAACAAGACCGACACUCUUCGUUCGACUACUCGUUCUGAGGGAGCUCCACAAAAGAGACGGUGUGCAAUUCUCUAA